CCGGCGGCCAUUUCCGCCUUCAAGUCGGUCGGAGCGCGUCUGGGACCGGCAGACCUGUCCCGGAGCGCGUAGACCCGCACGCACGCACGCGCCGCCCACGUCCUGCUUGCGAAUCCGGAGGCGACCCGUUCCAAUAAUGCCCCGGAAGGCAGCCAGUCCAGAGGAGGCGGCGGGGGAGUCGGGUCCUGAGGAGAUGGAGGCUGGGCGGCCGCGGCCGGUGCUGCGCUCGGUGAACUCGCGCGAGCCCUCUCAGGUUAUCUUCUGCAACCGCAGCCCGCGCGUCGUGCUGCCUUUGUGGCUCAACUUCGAUGGCGAGCCUCAGCCCUACCCGAUCUUACCACCGGGCACCGGCCGCCGCAUCCACAGCUACCGAGGUCAUCUUUGGCUCUUCAGGGAUGCGGGGACCCAUGAUGGACUUCUGGUUAACCAAACGGAACUGUUUGUGCCAUCCCUCAAUGUUGAUGGACAGCCUAUUUUUGCCAACAUCACAUUGCCAGGAAUUACAGGCUUAUGCCACCCCGGUGCUCUGUGGUGCUGGGAUCACUCCCUCAGAGGUCUGUGUGCUCUUCCAGCUGAUGUCUUGACUGAGUUGUAUACCCUGAAAGAGCGGUGCCUUCAGGUUGUGCGGAGCCUGGUCAAGCCCGAGAACUACAGGAGGCUGGACAUCGUCAGGUCGCUCUAUGAGGAUUUGGAAGACCACCCAAGUGUGCGGAAGGACAUACAGCGACUGAGCCAAGAGCACCUUGAGAGUCAGCACCUGGAAGAGGAGCCUUGAAGGAGUCCAUUGAGAUUAAGUGGUCCUGUGUUUCAACCUUGAUGGUCUGAGAUUGAUCUACACAUAGGACAGGUCACUUUCUUUCGGUUUUAAAAUGGUUCAUUCUUGGAGUAAAACUAUCCAUCACGUAAAAGAAAGUUAACUAACAUCCCUGGGCUUUGUAGUGUUUAAGAAUAAACAUGCAAAGUGCCACAGCAUCUGCCCUUUGUAGAGCACUCACCCGAGGAAGACGUUUUCAGUUUUGCUUCCUGGUGAGGCUGGAAGUUGAGUGUAAGGAUGUAAGCUCCCCAGCAGGAGUUGCACUGCGUCCUUUCAUUUGAGCAGAGGGCCCCCGCCUCUUGCUUGGGAAGGCGGAGAAGGCCCUUCCAAAAUGCUGGGACAGACCUCCUGUGGAGGUCCACUGCCUAAAGCGUGUGGAGUCUUCAGUCAUGAAUGUUGGAUGAAGAAACCAUUGAGUGCUUGGUGGGAGAGUUUGGAGGGCCUGGCUCUUUGUCUGCGGAGAGCCUUAAGUGUUCAUGUAAGGAACAGCUUAGCAGUUUCUGAUUUUCCAUGUCCCAGCACUUUCUACUUUGUUUUUUAUUUUAUUUUUGAGACUUUUGUAUAGCCCAGGCCAGCCUCAGUCACUCAGCAGAGGAUUCCUGACCCUCUGGGAGUAUGUCCCCUGCUCUAGCAUUGGGAACACACGUGUGCACACAGCCUGCUCUGCUCUUCCUUUUCCCAUGUUGAGACGGGCUCCUGCUGUAGUCCUGCCUGUCCUGGGCUGGAGUGGGUCCUGCCUCCUGGCUAACCGUCUGGCUGCUUUCUAAGCUGGGGGACUUCCCAUACUCACUGUUAGAGACAGCAGAGAAGACCCAUCCUUGUGUAAGUCUGGUUUUGAGAGCUCCUGUCUCUGAGGAAGCUGUUGGCAGGAGCAGGGAUUUCUGUUCCUUCUUGUCAGCCCCUAGCUUUCCACUUUGCUUUGGCAGGCGCUGGUUCUGCUUUGAUUGUAGAUGGAAAUGAAGCUCCGCUCAGCCACAGACUCCAGACAGUGGGUCACAGAGCAGUCUGGAAUGUGUAGUAGUCUUAUGGAUGGUCACAGCUUUUCUUACAUAUUCAUAUUCUAUCAAACAUUUUGUAAAAUAUAAUUUUUUAUUUGUUUUUAAUCCCCUUAGCAGAGAAAAUAAAAGUAGAGAAGCCUGGGUAUUGUGUACACAACAGAAAGGUCGGUCAGCUAAAGGGAAGCAGAAGGGCUCUUAUGCACUCUCAGCUCCAUGCAACCCCUGUAACUGGCCGCAUAUGUAGGGCAUAUUUUAAUUGGUUAAAGCAGUUUGUUGUAGCUGAGGUCAUAAGGUAUAUACAGUUUUGUAUCCUGAUUUUUCACUGAACUUCAUUGUUUUUUGUUUGCUUGCUUUCCCCUCUUCUUUGUUUUUUCAGUUUUUUUUGUUUUGUUUUGUUUUAUUGAAACAGGGUCUCUCUGUAGCCCAGGCUGUCCUAGAACUCCCUUUGUAGACCAAACAACUGAUUACUGGCCUCAAAUGAGAGAUCUGUCUCUGCCUUUCCAGUGCUGGGAUUGGAGUAGGCCUAAUCUCCCUCUAACUUCUUAGCUUGUCUUUUCCAUGUUACUACACACACUGUGUAAAUACCAGUGUGCUAUCCUCCUCCGUUGAGGGUGACUGUUGGGAGGAUUUGUUUAAAUCCUGGGCUCCUUGAGUGCAGACUGAUGCUCCAAGAUCAGCAAAAUGACUGAACUAAAUCCUAACCCUUCCCAGUGGCCUCUCAGUGUCUCUUCUUAGUCUGCAGCAUUCCAGGAGGGAAGUGACCACAGACUGUGGGGGCCUGUGUAGGGGAAGUCAGCAGGUGCCAAGCUAUUGCAACAUUGGUUUUAUUUUUUUUAAACCGAUCUCUGUCUCUAAAAGAUGUGAUGUUUGUGUUAUUCAACUGGAAGUUUGAAUGCUGUUCUCUGUGCUGUCUAAAAAGUGAAGACUUAUGAAAUGAGUCACUUGUCCUGGGACAUCCUGUAAUAAGUUCCUCGGGCUGUGUUUUUCUCCUUUUUCUGAAAAAAGCUGACCUUUUUAGUACAAUAAACGGUGCUAAGUGAAGGAA
Molecule: messenger RNA, 2857 nt
Organism: Mus caroli (Ryukyu mouse)
Lineage: Eukaryota; Metazoa; Chordata; Mammalia; Rodentia; Muridae
Source: RefSeq, a predicted model, not a curated record